Molecule: messenger RNA, 728 nt
Organism: Theobroma cacao (cacao)
Lineage: Eukaryota; Viridiplantae; Streptophyta; Magnoliopsida; Malvales; Malvaceae
Product: beta-1,4-xylosidase
Source: RefSeq, a predicted model, not a curated record
UCUUCUAACGUUAUCUCUUGCAAUUGAAAACCUACACGUUUUAGCAAUCCCAAGUUUUGUAUACUUGAAACCUUCACCAAGAAAAGAGCACAAGGAAACAAGAGCAAGUCGAUCGUCAUGGAAGGUUUGAUUCCUUUUCUCAUCCAUGCCGUCAGGAAGCAAAAACCCGGCCACCAUUACAAGUCCAUGUCCGUGGGGUCUAGCCGUAGCUACCAUCUGCUAAUGGGACAGUCACAGCAGGAGUCCGUGGAGGGCUCCUCUCACCGUCGAACGAGGUCGGAGUUCCAGCCUCCAACCGUGGGAUUUUUCGAGCAGAGGUCGGGUCUUGAAUUCCUCAGCCCAAAGGGCUACAACAGCGGUUCUUCUAUAAACUACCCUUCAAUGGCUGGAGGGUCAAACGUUGGUUCCUAUGCUCAUCAGCAAACUAAGCUGAAUAAUGUUCAUAUCUCGGAUGUUCGACGCCGAUAGUUCAAACUUCCAACAGUAACAGAAAAAAGGAAAAAGCAAAUUAAGAACUGUUUGGAUAUAUUGAAAUGUGUUAUUCAUUUGUUUAUUUCUUUGGUCUGAUCAACAAGUUUGUGUUGUAAAAGAAGGGUAAAGUUUUUUCGUUGCAAAGGAUGGCUUUGCUUUUAAUUGUACAUUGUUAUAUUUUUUAUAUGAUUGUGAUUACUGAAUAAUGGGUGGUUUUCGAUGUAGCUGUUGAUUACUAUAGAUGAUUAUUUGGAACA